Messenger RNA from Closterium sp. Naga37s-1, 657 nucleotides. NCBI's taxonomy places the organism in Eukaryota, Viridiplantae, Streptophyta, Zygnematophyceae, Desmidiales, Closteriaceae. The record is from the annotation of a GenBank genome assembly.
AUGGUGUGGGCGGCAAAGCGCGACGCAGGCCUGUGGUUCGCAGCAGCAGAGCAGACCGACAAGCGCGUGGGCAUCCAAGUCCUCCCCAUCACGCCCUUCCUCGCCCGCCUCUUCCCAGACCCCUCCUUCAAUCGCCAGGUGGUGCAGUGGGUGCUGCCUGUGCUGGGGGGGGACGGCACCACGGACGAGUGGCGGGGGUUCGCAUGGGCGCUGCAGGCCACGUAUGACCCGGCGGCGGCGAGGGAGAAUAUUGAGAAGCUGACAGCGUUUGACGAUGGGAAUAGCAAAACCAACAUGCUCUGGCUCCAAGCCAACGCCUUCAGUUGGCUGCGUGUAGCCUCUCCGCUUGGCAGGCAGUUUUGGCCUGUUCAUUAUGCACGGGUAGCUCCGCCGUCACCUCCUGCUCCGCCUACACCUGCGGUACCCGAGCCUCCUUACCCAUACCUGUUCGAACCGGUGAACGAAGAGGGCGAGUUUCCUACGCCACCUGCUUCUGUCGACGGGCCUCUGGCCGCCGACACCAACGCCGACAACGACGAUGACUCUAACGAGUCUGUUCCUGCGUUUCCUGUGCCUGAUUUCUCCCCUGACGUCCUUCUCGAGGAAGAAGCGUCUGGCCCUGCUGGUCCUGGACUUGUAUCGAAGCUGUACUUGUGA